CCGCACAUCCUACCCGCCCCGCACUGCCCUGACGACGCCGAGGAGAGGCCUCGUUGAGCUCGAGGACAAGUUCGAGUACCGUAGCUGAGCAUUGGACAUAUCUCUGCCGUCGCAGGAUCAUCCCUUGCACAUCGUCCUGCCGCGGGGCUUGGCGAGCCAAGGUGCAACGAUCUCUUGGCGGGAAUAUAGGCUCUGGACCCUGCAUCAGAGCUGAAAAUCGCCCAUCUCAAUCAUUCCCGCCCGCCGUUCCUCUACCUGACCUCCUCCUUCCUCCUUGCCCUAUCGAUCCACCUCUCGAGUCCUCUCUCUCCCUUUCUCUUUCCUUGGCACAUUCCUUCCUUCCUUUGGUGGUCCUCAUGUCAUCGUAGUGCAUCGGCAGAUCUCUUUCCCGCUGAGGGACGACGGACAUGAAGUUCGCCCAGUACCUCGACCGCAAUGCGGUGGAAGAAUGGAGGAAGGCUUACAUCAAUUACAAGGGGCUCAAGAAGCUCAUCAAAAGAGUAGAGGAGCAUCACAGGCAACGCCUCCUCGUCCUCGCAUCGUUGGAUAGUCCCAAUUCCGAUCGCCUCUCCCUCGGCCCUCCGCGUGCCAAUGCCUCGCGAAAGCAGCAAGAAACCCUCACUGAGCUUCGCGAGAGGGUCAAAGCUGCACAGACAGGUACCUCUGGCGGCUACGGAGCAACUGGCCGAUCAGAGGACUUGGCUGCCAGUCCUCCGCCCCCUCAUGAGCUCAGACCAGUGCUCCUAGAUGGAACUGGCUUGAAGAUAUCGCAAGCAGUCAAGGAUCGUCUCAGUGCAGGCAAGAAAGGCGGCAACACUAGGACGACAGGAGUAGUUGCCGACGCUGACACCAGGGGAGGCGAUGUAGAGUCGGGGCAAGCCCGAAGAGGGGAAGGCACCGAUCCGCACAGUAGCGGGACAGAGGACCACAUGCCGGAACGAGACAUAGUAGAACAAGAGAUGGAAAGCUCUUCGUCCCCUUCCAAAAGGAGCGAUACGACAGGCGGUGGAAACGUUCCUGAGGGUAAGCCAAAGCCUGCCAAGAGCGAUUCACCCACCGGUAACAAGUCAAAGAAGGCCAAGAAGCAGCCACCAAAGCGCCUAGAUGAAUACUUGUCCCACUUCUUUGAUCCGGCCGAGAAGACAUUCUUCCUCACCCUCGAUUCCGAGCUCGAGAGGAUCAGCGACUUCUACGAGGACAGGCUCGCUGAGGCCCAAGUCAAGUUCGACGAGCUCAUCUUCCAGCUCCGCGAGCUCGCAGAGCAUC
Molecule: messenger RNA, 1266 nt
Organism: Microstroma glucosiphilum
Lineage: Eukaryota; Fungi; Basidiomycota; Exobasidiomycetes; Microstromatales; Microstromataceae
Exons: 2
Biological process (GO): phosphate ion transport; cellular response to phosphate starvation
Cellular component (GO): Golgi apparatus; cytoplasm; plasma membrane
Molecular function (GO): inositol hexakisphosphate binding
Source: RefSeq, a predicted model, not a curated record